AUGGCCUCGAGAUACGCCUUCAGCACCGGUUUGAAGGAACUCCGGUUCCUCUUCUGCCAUUCCUCUGCACACGGCGAUGCUACCAGAACGUUCCUCAAACGAGCAUACCCCACCAUGAAGAAGAACAACCCAUCGACACCGAUAUUGAUACGGGAGGCACUCGAUAUCGAGCCAAGGGUAUUCGCUAGAUAUGAGUUCGGGAAGGAGAAACAGGAAACGCUCUUGGGUUUAACGGAUAAGGAGAUAGAACAGAAGGUGACCGCCCUCGUGAAAAAUCAGGGACAGCCCGAACAAUUGUGA
Arthroderma uncinatum is the source of this 300-nucleotide messenger RNA. RefSeq names its product NADH-ubiquinone oxidoreductase 1 subunit. NCBI's taxonomy places the organism in Eukaryota, Fungi, Ascomycota, Eurotiomycetes, Onygenales, Arthrodermataceae. Bases 1 to 300 code for a protein of 99 amino acids. The transcript has 4 exons. The record is from RefSeq and is a predicted model, not a curated record.